Messenger RNA from Aspergillus pseudotamarii, 2010 nucleotides. Its product is annotated as ATP-grasp domain-containing protein. Gene Ontology annotation, molecular function: metal ion binding; ATP binding. The record is from RefSeq and is a predicted model, not a curated record. The coding region runs from base 1 to 2010 and encodes 669 amino acids. The transcript has 2 exons. Lineage: Eukaryota; Fungi; Ascomycota; Eurotiomycetes; Eurotiales; Aspergillaceae.
AUGCGUCUAAGAGGCCAAGUCAACGAAGUGAUGUCCGGUGUAAUAAUAGCGAAGGAUGGAAAUGACCAUGACGUUCGAAUUCUCUGCACAUGGAAUGCCAAUGGGCCCGCAGAUACCACAGGACCUAUAUCUUGGCAGUCCAUUGACAUCUGUUUCAGAGAGAUCUCCAGGUCUCCCUCGUUCGUGUGGGCUACGAACGCGGAAGAUACUUCGCUGUUGAUCGAGGGUUCAGCAGAUGAGCUGAACCGGGUUGAUCCGCAAAGUCUUGGAUCCACAGCAGCAUUUCAAUUUCUGCUCGACUGUCUGGUAGCUGCUGGCCGUGAGCAUGGUUGUGUGGGCAGGCUUGUGGUACCACAGUCCCGUGGGUAUAUCGUACGGUCCGAUAUCAUCCCAUUACGAUUACUGGACUGCCGGCCGGUGGCUGGUAUUGUGGGGUUCGCUAGACCCCAUCAGUUUUUUGAAGGAGAAUCUAUAUGUAUCAAAACAUUACACCAGGUUCUCAAUACGUUCGCCGUGUCUGCUGGAGGGAUGCUUUUGAAACAGAUUAAUACCGACAAAACCACGCUCGACUCGCAGUUAGAGGACCUCGAUGUGGAAUUGCGCAACCGAUUGUCAUUUCCUUGGCUGUUAACGCAGAGACCCAAGCGCAAAACCCUUGCUCUUGUUGAAGGCGGCCGUCGUAGCCCUGAUUAUCGAGGGAACGGAGAGACCGUCUUCACUGCGGCUGAAGCUCUAGGGAUUGACAUGGUAGUGCUCGACAACCCCGGACACUGGUUAGAAGGUCCCCGUUGGGCUCACUGGCGAAAAGCUUUCCUUCCGAUUGAAUGUACCUUGCAGUCUGAUGAGGUGUUUACGCGCCGGGUUGUUGAUGCAAUCCGCGCGUACGACGGUCACAUUGAUGGCCUCGUGACAUUCUGCGACCACUACCAAGAGCCAGUCGCUGCCGCCGCUUUGGAGCUCUCAUUGCCAGCGUGUUCUCCGGAAGCAUUUGCUCUUGCCACUGACAAGUUCAGGCUAAGAUUAUUUGAGGGACAUGAAGCAUAUGAAGCGUCCAGCGUGCAAGAAGCUACCAACAUCAUACUAGAGCACAACCUCGAGUUUCCACUUAUUUUCAAACCCCGUACUGGAUACCUCUCAGAGGGAGUGUUCAGAGUGGAGAGCCUCGCCCAGGUAGAGGAUGCUGUACAAUCGAUCAAUGUCGAGAGACACGGCACAGCCUUCGCCAUUGAGAGGUACUGUGACGGGCCGGAAGUGGAUGCAAACUUUAUACUUUGCGAUGGUGAGGUGUUACAUUUCGAAGUAUCCGACGAAUUUCCCAAAGGUGCGGAUGUUAACGGCAACGGAAACGUUGAAAGCUUUAUUGAACUAGGAGGUGUCUUCCCAUCCUGCCUCCCCGUUGAUGAACUUGCCCUCCUUCGAGACUCACUGCAUCGAAGUUUGUGUCAAAUGGGUUUCCGGGACGGGGUCUUCCAUCUCGAAGCGCGGGUUGCGAACUCAAGCAUGGAAUUUACGAAGAAAGACAAUGUGCUUGACUUAACCGAGCGCAGUGUUCCAGUCAAGGGAAAACCCUCAGUCUGGUUGAUCGAGGUGAACCCCCGACCACCCGGCAUCGAAGUCUCCGAUGUCUUGAAGCAUACGUAUGGCAUCGAUUACUGGGGCGUUGGAUUGCUCUUUGGUCUCCAAGACAGACAGCGUGUCAGGCAGCUUUCACAUACGUUUCUGCAAGGGCCGCAAUACUGGUCCGAGACAAUAUUCAUUCCGGUUGAAAAGGGUGGGAUCUUUGAUUCGGAGGACGUGUGUCUAGAACUCUUCAGCAGACGCCCUGAUCUUGCUGAAUGUGUCUCGUGGUAUCAUUGCCAUUAUAGCAAAGGCGCUCGCGUACCAGACCCUCGCACCACAGGUGUGUUUUCGUGGGCGGCACAUUUUAACAUAUUUUCGCGAUCAUCUCGGGCACACUUGUUGGAAAUCGCGGACUGCAUUAAGAAGGAGGUCAAGUUUUCUAUUAUAUAG